AAGAAAAUAUACGACAGUCGUGUUGAAGUGAUCAUAACAGAAAAAGCUAAAUGAUUAAGACUCUGAUGGUGAAAAAAUAAUAACAAAAGAAAAAGAUAAAGAAGAAACAGUGUUCACGAUUUAUGGAUAAUUUUUCGAAUUAUUUUGCGGGGAUUUUUAUCGAAAAUUAAAAUUGGAUUACGUAAUUAUUACAUUUUAAUCACAGGCUUAGAAAAAGAAUAUAAAUAAAUAGGGAUAAGAAGAUUCGUAUUAAUCUGAAGAUCAUGGCGAACGUUUAUACAAGAAUUGAGGUAGAACGUCACAACAAAAAAGAGGACUUAUGGAUGGUGAUACAUGGUGGAGUUUACGAUCUAACAGAUUUUGUAAAGGAACAUCCUGGUGGAGAGGAAGUAUUGAUAAACUUGGCUGGACAAGAUGGUACCGUAUGCUUCGAUGACAUCGGACAUAGCGGGGAAGCCAUAAUGCUUAAGGAGACUUUCAAAAUAGGCGAGAUAGUGAACAACGAUAAUGCUACGACCACCAUCUCGACCUCCGACCCGAUUCAAGCAAUGACAAAACCAACUAUCGUAGAUGAUGACAAUUGGGAAUAUCAAGAAGUAAAGAAAGAAGAAAAUAACAAGACAAUAUCGAUUGUGAUCGCCGCAGAAGAUAACUCACAUAGGAACACACACGUUCAUAUACGUUUCCGAUGAGUAUACGAUGCACACACGUACAUGCAUGCGAAUAAAUAUACACCUAAAAUGACUAAGCAUUUUUCAAGUACAUUUGUAAUAACGAUAAACAUAAUCGUAUUAAAUAUUGCAUAUACUCGACAACAAUAAUCAUUGACUGUACGCUCCACAUAUUUUGUUCUUAUUUGCAAAUCUCCUUUUUUAUUUUAAUUGAAAAAUAUUAGUUUAAUUAUAAUCUUUAGAUAAUAAUUAGUUUCAUUAAAGUUACAAUCCAAUUGAUAUACAAACGAAAUCCUGAUCGGAAAUGUAUCUUUAGAUACGCAUAUCAUUUAGUAGAUAUAAGAUUAUUUUACAAAAUUCCAAGAAAACAAUAUUUUCACUGAUUCUAAUCGUACCUUAAUCGGAAGUGAUAUUUGAAAGUACUUAGUCAUUCCUAAGAUCAUAGAAAACAAUUUCGAUGGAAAAAAUUUUUUCUCGACAAAAAAUAAAAAAAAAAAAAAAAAAGAAAAAAAAGA
This is a messenger RNA of Vespa velutina, 1186 nucleotides long. Its product is annotated as cytochrome b5-like. Gene Ontology annotation, cellular component: intracellular membrane-bounded organelle; membrane. Gene Ontology annotation, molecular function: heme binding. Bases 264 to 692 code for a protein of 142 amino acids. Lineage: Eukaryota; Metazoa; Arthropoda; Insecta; Hymenoptera; Vespidae. The transcript is spliced from 4 exons. The record is from RefSeq and is a predicted model, not a curated record.